AUGGCAGGAUCUAAUGGCUACAGGGCCGAUAGCCCUGUCUCAGCUACUAUCGAAGUCGAUGACUGCUGUGGAUACAACGACAAGGACGAUCCGAAACGCCGCAUCUCCAACAUCACAGCGACUUCCGUUUCGUCGUUUCCGGACUCGGCUUGGCCUUCCGACUCUGACGUUCCCGGACCCUCGUACUCGAAUGCAAAAUCUCGACCCGCUUAUCGUGUAGGAAGUCUACGUCGCUCGCCUCUGCCCGAACGCCUGUCACCAUCCUCUCUGCGACCUCCGAAGCAUACAUCGCACCGCCCCAGAAGUAGAGACGAAGGUCGCCGCCCCAGAAGCAGAGGAGAAAAUGUCACCCAACACGACCUUCUACCAGAAACACCUGCUCCGCUAGUCCUGCUGCAUAUCACAGUCUUGCCGCCGCGUCUGCCAUGGAACCGCUCUGUUCUUGAUGCAACACUGCCUCCAGAGCUGAAGAGGCAGUUUGGAGUGCUACGAGCAGCAACAUCAGGUCUGAUCGCACAAAGAGGCAUCCUCAUUGCCCAUCCAAGAGAAGAGUUUGAGUUGCUGGAAGAGAGCGUACUGGAGGCUUUGGACCUGCUGCCUGAGCGCAUCGGCUACGAUGGACAGUACAGACCUCGCACACCAAAUACUGUCAUGGACGACGACACAGACAACGACGAGGAUGCAGAGACUCCAAUCUGCGAGACUUGCCAACGAGUUCAUGUAGGCGAUGCUUGGUACACCAGAGUCUACGCUGCGAAUGGUCUCAUGCGCGCCGGUGCUUGGGGCGCCUGUUGGUCUGAGAUGGAAAGAGUCGAUGUCGAGGUCCGACCUUGUAUCUCUGAGCACAUCUGCCGAAAACUUGAUGAGAUGCAGCUAGCCGAGGACAUGUUCAACGAACGACGAAGCCACCAUCCUCCAGCACAGCUGUUGUCUGAACUCCAGCCCGCAGAAUCUCCAAAGCAGCCCAGUCAGUCUCUUGUCACGGCGUCGGCCCAAGAAGCAGCAGUGAAAACAACAGAGACCCAGCACGCCCCAGGCACUCAGCCCAAGCCCACACGAUCUACACCUGUAUCUCUGCUCGACAAUGACCUUCCGCCAAUCUACCAACCAAAAGACGUCCCACUGAGACUUCUCUUGCGUAACUACAUCUACCUUUUGCUACGCGAUCGACGAAACGUCGCCAUCUUCUUCCUCACCAUGGCCUUGCUGGUGUCAACCUCGUAUGGCAUGCUUGCCUCACACAAGUCUAUCAAGUCCGCAAGCAAAGCCAUAGCAGUCGACGAGUCUCCUGUUCCGCCAGCUGCAUCGUCGCGAAUUGACGUAGGCCAUGGCAAAAGACAUCCGAUGUGG
This is a messenger RNA of Aureobasidium namibiae CBS 147.97, 1350 nucleotides long. RefSeq lists its product as uncharacterized. The record is from RefSeq and is a predicted model, not a curated record. The annotation marks the transcript as partial. The transcript has a single exon. Lineage: Eukaryota; Fungi; Ascomycota; Dothideomycetes; Dothideales; Saccotheciaceae.